AUGGGGGCCCGCGGCGGCGCGGGGGGGCCCGGCUACGACGAGGCUCUGCUGCACAAGACCAUCCUGGUUGGGGACAGCGGCGUGGGCAAGACGUCCCUGCUCGUCCAGUUUGACCAGGGCAAGUUUCUUCCAGGCUCCUUCUCCGCCACUGUGGGCAUCGGAUUUACGGUGAUGUUACUGGGAGACUCGGGCGUGGGCAAGACCUGCCUCCUGACCCGCUUCAAGGACGGGGCCUUCCUCUCCGGGACCUUCAUAGCCACCGUGGGCAUAGAUUUCCGGAACAAAGUGGUGGCCGUGGACGGGGUGAAGGUGAAGCUGCAGAUCUGGGACACGGCGGGCCAGGAGCGCUUCCGCAGCGUCACCCACGCCUACUACCGGGAUGCCCAAGCCCUGCUCCUGCUCUACGACAUCACCAGCAAGCUCUCCUUCGACAACAUCCGCGCCUGGCUCACCGAGAUCCACGAGUACGCGCAGAAGGACGUGGUCAUCAUGCUGCUGGGCAAUAAGGCCGACGUGAGCGGUGAGAGGGCUGUGAGGACAGAGGACGGAGCAUCACUGGCCAGGGAAUACGGGGUGCCCUUCCUGGAGACCAGCGCCAAGACGGGCAUGAAUGUGGAGCUGGCGUUUCUGGCCGUGGCCAGGGAGCUCAAGCAGCGAGCGGCGCAGCAGGAGGAGCAGCCCCGCUUCCACAUCCAUGACUACGUGGAGGCGCAGAAGGAGACAUCCGGCUGCUGCGCCUUCGCCUGAGCGCACGUGCCGGCGGCACGAGGACGGAGCGGGGCCCGGGAGCAGCCGGAGCAGCGGCCAGAGCCUGCCCGGGAGUCCCAGCAUCAUCCAGAGGCUCCAAGGCGGGGGCGGUUGGAUGGACACAGCUGCACCGGCCCUGAUCGAGCCCUGCUUGGUCCUUUCCCACCCCACCGUUGCCUUCUCCAGCAUCGGAGGCAGGCCGGGGGCCCUCACGCCCGGCUCCUCUUGCACAGGGCUGGUUUUGGUGGAUUUUCUGGACAGGACGUGGGUGAGGCUGCAGGUCAUCUGUGCACAUGGAUGCUCAGGCGCUCCCGAGCAGCCGCUCGCUGCGUCCCCUCUUGUGGCCACGUUGCUCUCCCGUCUCCGUGUCCCCUGCACCAAGCCCUGCUCAGGUCCUCCCUGCGGCUUUGCCCAAAGCAGCAUCUUGCCCUUAACGGCCUAGGAGGAGCAGGAGCUCCCUGUUCCCAGGGUGUUCCCUGAGCUACCUCAUCCCUCUGGUCCCCAACACGCUCCUUCUGGAGACAGUGGGGAGCUGCUGAUUCCUGCUGCAGCUCAGUGGUUUGGGACCCCGUCACGGUGGUACCAGGAGACUGUACAAAUCCCCAGCCCAAAGCCUCAGUUGAGGUUUUCUCCUGCUGCUGUGCAUGCAAUGCAAAUAUUUCCUCCUGCCCCUGGCAAAUAGCAGAUUAAACCCACUCGGUAGCGAGCGGAUGCCUGGGAUGCUUCAGCCGUCGCACGCGGAUGCCGGCCUCGUGGGAGCCGGAGCAGCCGGUGCGAGGAAGUGCGGGAUCCGGACACGGGGCACGGACACGGAUCACACAGCCCCUCCGGAGCCUCCGUGCCCCUUUCCU
This is a messenger RNA of Nothoprocta perdicaria, 1598 nucleotides long. It is a transcript of the gene RAB37, whose product is annotated as RAB37, member RAS oncogene family. The coding region runs from base 1 to 747 and encodes 248 amino acids. Gene Ontology annotation, molecular function: GTPase activity; GTP binding. Gene Ontology annotation, cellular component: Golgi apparatus; endosome. The transcript is spliced from 10 exons. Lineage: Eukaryota; Metazoa; Chordata; Aves; Tinamiformes; Tinamidae. The record is from RefSeq and is a predicted model, not a curated record.